AUGCCUCAUUUUUUCAAACCUCUUCAAGCGCUCAAUGCCAUUAUUUUAGCUAUUUGUAUUGGGUCUACAGCGUCUGGAGACAACGGGAUUCUGUGGUUCACAAUCAUAGUUUCUCUGGUUAUCUCUGCAGCAGCUACAGUAAUCUUUGCUCUUCGAAUUCAGGAUGAACUUAUGGAAAGUAUCUCAAAUGGAAGUGUCGCUUGGAAUGUUGUUGAGCUAGUCUAUUCUUUCAUUCUCGCUGUACUCUGUGUUAUCUCUGUAUGGCUUUCGUUCUCUUUUGCUAACAGAUCUCUCUAUGGUACUUCGGCUGGAUACAUUGCUUCAGGACUUUUUUUCAUCGUUCAAACCAUCUUCUAUGUUGUUCCUUGUACAGUUAUUUAUCGUGAAGUUCAAGCAAGCUCAGAAGCAGAACGACAAAACAUUGUGAUUGAGCCAGCUCAUCCUUUCCGAUCCAAUGCAUAUCAAGAUUUGUAA
Caenorhabditis remanei is the source of this 474-nucleotide messenger RNA. RefSeq lists its product as uncharacterized. The transcript is spliced from 4 exons. NCBI's taxonomy places the organism in Eukaryota, Metazoa, Nematoda, Chromadorea, Rhabditida, Rhabditidae. Gene Ontology annotation, cellular component: membrane. The coding region runs from base 1 to 474 and encodes 157 amino acids. The record is from RefSeq and is a predicted model, not a curated record.